Molecule: messenger RNA, 4113 nt
Organism: Magnusiomyces paraingens
Lineage: Eukaryota; Fungi; Ascomycota; Dipodascomycetes; Dipodascales; Dipodascaceae
Exons: 2
Coding region: 1-4113 (1370 amino acids)
Molecular function (GO): protein binding
Source: RefSeq, a predicted model, not a curated record
AUGUCUUCUAAAUCUACUUCCUUGUCAUUUGGUCCCGAAUGGAUGCGCCCAAAACAAACCACUAAAUCACCAUCCAUCCCCUCGAAGGUCCCUAAUACGACAUCCAACUUCCAAUCCAAUACUCCACCUUCUAUCUCUGGUACCCGUGCCCAGCCUCCCAGCAAUAAGAUCCCGUGGUCUGGAAUCGCAGCAGGUACAGCUUCCUCAUCCCCUUCAGUCGUCCCUCAUUCAGCAGGUUCAAUCAUUCCACCCAACUCAUCUAAUACUCCGAUGUCAUUUGCUAAUGCUGCUGCUCAAAGCAUCCUUCGCUCUACCACUCCAAAUUCCGGGUUAAGAACCGUAAAUUCUUCUACGAUUUUAUCCCGUUCUUCAGCUGGAGUUACCACUGGAACGCUUAGAACUUCCAGAUCUAUUGCUAGUUUGAAUCCUCACCAAUCUAACAGCCCUCUAUCUGAAUCAUCCGCGCCAAAACCUCAAGCUAUUAACAAUACAAUCGGGGGUAAUGGUGGCUCCGGCUUGGCUAUUGGGAACACAGCUGGUACAAAUAAUGACUUUUCGAAUAAUGUUUCGUCCCCUAAUAUUUCUUCUCAAGGGGGAGGGGAUUUGGAUCACCCACUUGCUUUAGACAAUACAUCUUCUGCAUCAUCAUCUUCUGAACCCGAAGAUAUAUCUUUAGAGUUGGAUCAGGAACUAAGCGUUGCAGAUGUCUUGCGUUCCAACUCAUCGGGGAAAAAAUAUACUAAUGAAGAAAUGCUGGAAGUUUGGAGUUCUAUGAAGAGAUCCAACAUCAUUAAGCCAGCAUCAGAGCCUCGUACUGAUUUGUAUUUUUCUGCAACCCCAAAUGAUCCAGCAAUCCUCGAUCAUAAAUAUCGUCAACAGUUGCUUCAUUUACAACACCACCAUAAUCAUCAUCACCACAAUCAUAACCAUAACAAUCACCACCAUCAUCAUAAUCAUAACAACUAUCAAAAUCAAAAUGGCUUGCAGCCAUCUUCCUUGGGACCAAACGUUUCCAAUUCUCCACUUUUGGACAUUCACCGCACUAAUAAUUCCCUUCUUUCUAACAUCUCUGCUAAUGAUUCUACUCAUGAUUCAAUUUCUAACGCCAAUAGUGCGGUGAACAGCGCUGUUAACAGUCCCAUGCUUUCUUCAUCCCAACUUCAAGGUUCUUUUUACUCUGGUUUGGGGAAUAACUUGUCUAAGGUCAAUUCCAAUCACGAUACCUCAAACGCUAUGGCUGGGAUUAAUGGAUUUGCUGGUAACAACUCUACAAUAAAUACUGCAGCUAAUAACACUAACAACCUCUUGCCUUCAAGAUCUAAUUUGUCAUUAGAUGUGACCCGAGUGGGUUCACCUGCAUCUGUUCCUGCAACUUUGUCUGAUGUUGGGUCCAUUAAUAAUAACACUAACUCUUGGAGUCCUUUUGUUGGAAAUGCCAAUCCAUUGCUCUCUAACAUUGCCUCUGGAGUAUCAUCAUUGGGCGAAACCCAGCCCUCAAUCAACAAUAUUGGAUCUAACGCCAAUUCAACUGGAAUUUUGUCUGGACCUGGUAACAUUCCUCCAGGUAUUAUGUCUAAUCAUUUGAUGUCUAAUACACCUCCACCCCCUGGAAUUCCUGUUUUGCUCCCUCCUGAUCAAAUUGAAUGGGUUUACAAAGAUAUGGUUGGUAACGAGCAGGGCCCCUUUAAUGGUUUGCUUAUGCACGACUGGUAUUCCAAAAAUUGGUUCCAGGAUGAUUUGCAGAUUCGCAGAAGAGAUGAAACCGAGUACUAUACAUUAAAGGAAUUUAUUGUACGUGUCAGCAAUGCUGUUAAACCUUUUCUUGUGUCUUUACCCCCUGCUAAGCCAAAUGCUUAUUAUGAUCAACAGCAGCAGCAGGAAAAUUUUGUUCGUCAACGAGAGCUUCUUUUGAAAUUACAACUUCAACAGCAGCAGCAACAACAACAGCAACAACAACAGCAGCAGCAACAGCAACAACAGCAACAGCAACAGCAACAGCAACAGCAGCAAUCACAGAUUCCAUCAAUUCAACAAUUUCAGCAACAACAAGCCCCAGCUUGGGGAUCCAUGUCCCCAGUUGCUACUCCGUUGUCCCCUAUGUCACCCUGGUCUCAUCCUCAGGCCAGACUUCAUCUUAAUUCUUCGAAUCAGCCUUUGCCAUUAGGCUCAAUUUCUGAUCAAAACACAUCCGGGGUUCCUUCCUCAUUUGGCUUUACUGGUUUACCCGGAUCUCAAGUCAAUGCAUCUCACCUUAACAACGAUCCAUGGCAACGUGCACCUGGUUCAAUUCCUCAUACACCUCGUCGUAUUCCUAGUAUUGGGAAUUUCAACGAGAACUCUAGCAUUUUAAAUAACAACAGCAUUUCGGGAUUGGCUAACGCAUUCCCCACUAAUAGCAAUACAAAUAUUGGUGGUGCUUCUCCUGCUGUUUUGCAGCUUAACCUUCACUCCGAAGUUGAACAAGAAGAUCCUUCUGAUAAAGAUGCAUUUUUAGCUCAAGUUGCAUCUCCCGGACCUUCUAAAGCUGCUAUUCAACCACCUAAUAAAACUUCACCUUUAGUUCAACAGGAAAAUAUUUCUUCGGAUACCGUUUCUCCCAUCAAUUCUGCUCUUGACCUUGAAAGUUCAGUUUCUUCUUUGGAAGAUAAGCUUUCAACAGUUGAACUUUCUAAGAGAGAGCCUUCUCUCGAACCUGUUGGACCCCCAAAGAAAACUGAGAAAAGGUCGGAUGCCGAUCUUACUUUUUCAAAUGAAACAAGUACUUCACAAGCUCUGAAAGCUUCACAAGCUUCAGGAGAAGAAGUUAGUCUGUCUAAAUCUAAGAAGCGCUCUUCCACAGCCCAAACUGCUUCAACUGCCGAAACAAAUAGCAGAAACAAGGAAUGGGAAGCCGAAGUUGCUGGAGAAGAAGUAAUCAGUGUAAUUGUGGAUACUUCAGUUGCCCCCACUCCUGUUGAAAAACAGAGGAGUUCUAGUUCUGCUGCUGCUGCUGCUGCUUCUGCUGCUGCAAACAACGCCGCAACUCCAGAUUCAGCCCCUAACACCCAAUCUUCGACUUCUCAACAGACCACUGCUCCAGUUUCUUCCAAGAGUCCUUCGACUCCAUCUAAACCUGUUCUUGCUCCUUGGGCUAAAAAAGAAGCAAAGACUAAACCUAAAACUCUUUCCCUCAAGGAAAUCCAAGAAAUCGAUGCUGCUGAAAGAAAAACUCGCAAGGCUCAACAACAGGCUGCUGCCGCUAUUUUGCAAGCUUCGCGGGCAGCCGCUGCGGCUGCUGCUGCUGUCAACACUAGCCCUGCUCUUCCAUCUGGUGCUACAUGGGCUAGCGUUGGUGUCUCAAAUAGUGCUGCUCCCAAGAAGACUCUUGCUCAGAUUCAAAAGGAAGAGGAAGAGGCUGCCAAACGCAGCAAGCAGCUGUCUGUUGGUUCCAGUAGCUCUUCCUCUAAUUCACCCACUAUUUCCAACUCUGCUGGUUCUCUUGCAUCUGUAAUUUCCAGCAGUUCUUCUGCUUCAGGCGCUAGAAGAUAUGCUGAUAUUGCUACACCGACUUCUACUCGCGGUGGAGCUUGGACAACAGUUGGCCCCGGUGGGAAAAAGAUUGGGAGCUCCACCUCAUCUACUACAGCGUCUCCUUCUGCAUCUGCACCCACUGCUGCACCUAUCUCUCUUGCCUCUUCCAUCUCUUCUGCUCCCAGUUCUCGCAAGUCUUCAGUUGCUACUAUUCCUCUUAGCUCCUCCAAUUCCUCCACUUCCAAAGCCGUGUCAGCUUCUGAGGACUUUUUGAAUUGGUGCAAGGGUUCUUUGACUGAUUUGAACUCUGGUGUCAAUAAGACAGAGCUUUUAUCAAUGCUUCUUUCUUUACCUGCAAGCGGUGAAUCCAAGGAAAUCAUUGCUGAUACCAUUUAUUCUAAUUCUACUACAAUGGAUGGUCGCAGAUUUGCUGAUGAAUUCAUUAAGAGACGUACCAAUGCUGAUUCUGAGACUGGUAGUUACAACGCGUCGGCUAAUGGUGACAAUUGGAGUGAUAUUUUAAGCCGUGCCAACAAGCCUGCAAACGAUGAACGGAAUGUUCCCUUUAAGAUUGUUUCCAAGAAGAAGAGCAGAAAGGAUUAA